CUGAAAGAGAAGCUAUGGCUCCAUGAGGGACCACGAAACCAGCAGGGCCAGUGGGAACUGGCGACCCAGAGGCCUCUGCCUGCGCCCUGCAGGACGCACAGGAAGUGCCCCAGGACCCCGAAUUCUCAGCACGGCUAGCGGCGGGUCUCGCACACGGGGCUUCCUGCGGAGCGCGGAACCACGCUGCCACUGCAACUGUUUCCCGUAUAUCUCAGCCGGCAGAGUUGGCUACGCCCUGGGGAAAGAGUCCCUGUCGUUGAGCGCAUCGGCGGAAUAAAGGCAAAAUCAGACUCAAGAGUGCACUUACAAAGGGGCCUAGGCAGCAAACUCGCCUUUACUUGCUGCCGAUGCGGCUGCCGAUCCACCCAGGCAGGCGGAUGGCGUGAGACCGAGCGCAGGUCCGGGGUCCGCGGCUCCGCCCCGCCGCGCAUACCAGCCCCGCGGCGGUGGCGAGCGCCAGGCCUUGCUGGGGGCUGCGGACGCAGAGCUUCUGCUUUCACUGCAGCGCCUAGCAGCGUGGGACGGGGUGCAGGGUGUGGGACCCGCGCCCCGCUUGGCACAGUGCGGCUGCAGUUGGGCCCCAGUCGGAUCCCGAAAGGGGCGCGCCGGCCUCGCCGCCUGCGUCCCGGGAACGCUCGACCCGGCCAGAGCCCUGGGCGGCGCCUCAUGGUGGACCCUUCCGCGGCUCUUCCUCAGACGCUUCCCGCUAAAGACAUCGUGGCGAUAAGACCGGUUCCCUGCCCAGCGUUCUAAACCCGGGACGCCUGGUCGGAAGGACAACACCACGAACUGCGACAGCUGACCGCGAACCGCCCACUGCGGGCCCCGGGCUCCCCUUCUGCGCAUGCGCAGCGGCCGGAGGUUGGGAGGGUACCAUAGAGUGCCGCCAGCAGGCAGAGGGGCAGAGGCCGGGCCGCUCCGUACCGCUUCCGGCUGCGCCUCGCUGCUCCGGGAGCGGCCGCGGCCGCGUACGCAGUUUCCAUGGGGACUGAGGAUGGCUCCGCGAGGUAAAAGGCUGUCCUCGACGGCCCUGGAAAUCCUGUUCUUUCUGAACGGCUGGUAUUAUGCUACCUACUUCCUGCUAGAACUCUUCAUAUUCCUGUAUAAAGGUCUCCUGUUGCCCUAUCCUGCGGCCAACCUGGUCCUGGACGUGGUGAUGCUCCUGCUGUAUCUUGGAAUUGAAGUAAUCCGACUGUUCUUUGGUACCAAGGGGAACCUCUGCCAGCGAAAGAUGCCACUUGGCAUCAGCGUGGCCCUGACCCUCCCGUCGGCCGUGAUGGCCUCAUAUUACCUGCUGCUGCAGACUUACGUGCUCCGUCUGGAGGCCAUCAUGAAUGGCAUUCUGCUUCUCUUCUGCGGUGCCGAGUUGCUGCUGGAGGUGCUUACCCUGGCCGCUUUCUCCAGUAUGGACAAGAUUUAAAGUGCAGAGGUUUCAGCCUGCAGCCCAUCAGGCCAACAUACCCCAGCACUUCAGCCUCGCUUUGAGAAGCAAUGUGCACGCUGGCCUGGGGAGGGCCACGCCACUCUUCGUCAGCAGUGUCCCAGCACCCAGCCCGACAAGGCCAGUGUCUUCCAGACCAGGACCAUCAGCCUGGAGAUACCUCCUCUCCUCUAGGGAGAGAGGCAGGCUGGCCACAUUCUGGUCUUUGUCAGUCCCUGGAGACCUCAAGUCCUCCUCUUUGAUCACCACAGUUGGACCAUCCUUUGUGGAUCAAGGCUCCUGUAGGUAUCAUGCCAUACCUGGGAGUCACGAGCAUACCCAGAGAGCAUCUGGGUGGUGCUGGGGGUGUGACAGGCUCCUGGCCAUUCCUCCAUGAGGCUGACCUGCAGGACCUUUGUAGUGGUGCAUAUGUUAUUUUUCUACUUUGAUCAUGAAGCAAACUUUUAUAAUAAAUACCUAUUUUCCA
This is a messenger RNA of Cavia porcellus (domestic guinea pig), 1907 nucleotides long. It is a transcript of the gene Tmem216, whose product is annotated as transmembrane protein 216. The transcript is spliced from 5 exons. The coding region runs from base 845 to 1420 and encodes 191 amino acids. The record is from RefSeq and is a predicted model, not a curated record. Gene Ontology annotation, cellular component: ciliary transition zone. NCBI's taxonomy places the organism in Eukaryota, Metazoa, Chordata, Mammalia, Rodentia, Caviidae. Gene Ontology annotation, biological process: non-motile cilium assembly.